Molecule: messenger RNA, 4186 nt
Organism: Solea senegalensis (Senegalese sole)
Lineage: Eukaryota; Metazoa; Chordata; Actinopteri; Pleuronectiformes; Soleidae
Gene: ikzf2
Product: IKAROS family zinc finger 2
Exons: 8
Coding region: 1378-2949 (523 amino acids)
Biological process (GO): regulation of transcription by RNA polymerase II
Molecular function (GO): RNA polymerase II cis-regulatory region sequence-specific DNA binding; DNA-binding transcription factor activity
Source: RefSeq, a predicted model, not a curated record
UAAAAGAGAAGCGGAAGGCGCACGGGUGCAUGCAUCUGUUUCCUGCGUUAACUAAUCAUUGUGUCGCUGUUUUGUUACACGGAUAUUCAUCAACCAUUCGAGUGCGAAUAAUAUGCUACAGUCGCUUCAGACUGGCUCGGGGCGCAUGUCUGCAGCAGCAGAGGCAGACGAGGAGCGUCUGUCUGGUGAUGAAUGAAAACCAGACGGGCUCUGCUGUACAGACUGCGGUGAUCGGAUAACCUGUUGAAUUGCAGCUGUCAGUCAACGUCAAGCCACGCAGAGGCAACGCAGGCGAGGAGAAAGCACUUCAAACACAAGAAACACAGCGUGCCAGUGCACACAAUAACAACAAAAGUCGAUUUAUUUCCCUGUGCAGCUAAUGGUUAUAUCCAGAGAUGCUCAGGUAAAACGCUCCCUGUGCUCCCUGUUUCAUUUGCCUGUGCAUCUGCAACAGACUUCUCCCUCCUUUUAUUGCAGCCGGCAUUAAGAAAGAUUGGAUUAUAAAAUAUGGAUGUAGACAUCAUAGUAAGUUGUGUCAAACGUGACUGAAAAAAUAGGUGUCAAAUUGGGGAGUUGUUGUUUUUUUCUUCCUUAAAUGUCUAAUGGGACAUUUGUGUUUGACUGGUGGCCAUCCAUGCUGCAGUUUACCCAUUCAUGUGUCAUCACACGUACAUUUCGUUCCACAACCUGCGCGUAAAGCUGUGCCGAAACCACAGCCUUUUUUUUUUUUUUGACAACGUCUGCCCUCGGAUUUCCAGUUCCCUCGACUGUUGAAAAUAGCUUGGCUGCUCCCUGCCGCUAUGGCUAAUUCCUUGGAACCGGUGGAUCCAGUUUGAUCCAUCCCUCUCUUUCUUUCAUUCUUUCUUUCCCUUACCAACUUGUUGAGUCUGCCCCCCCUCAGUGCUCCUACUCUAAAAGUUCACUGCGCACUGAGUGCGGCUCGGCAUGACAGCUAUUUGACUUUGUAAUGAAAUGUCAAAAGUUUGGGGAAAGUGAGGGCGCAGCUCGAUGGGACGGUGGCGAUUUUGAAGUGGAAACUCAACGGGAAGCGCGCAGAGGAGCGUUUGACGCAGCGACAGCCACCUGUAGGACACAGUAGAUGCGCUCUUCCUAAACCUUGUUCUGCCUCUCUGAACUUGUCCAGUUGGUUUUCAUGUUUCUUUUUUUUUGCGGACUGUUGUUGAAACUUGCCCACCUGAGAAGCUUUUUGUUUUCUUUCAUAGAACGAGAUCACUUAACGAAAUAGGUCAUUUUGACUUUUUAAUUUCUUUCAAGGGAGGUGGAGACAGCUUACUACCCCCCUCCCUUCGUCCUUAACUGAAUUUACCAAGUCAUUUGCGCAGGGGAGACUCUUGAAGUGCUCCCAUUGCAGUUGAAAUGGAGGCUCCUGAUGGCCACCGUGCUAGUAAUGGCCAGUGCUCUCCUGGAAAGGAGAACUCAAGACGUUUGGUGGAUAUGUCAACACCUAAUGGGCAGACAGUUCUUCAGAGUCCUAAUUCCCCAGAUGAACUGAAAAUUAAACAAGAGGAAGAAACAGCAGAUGUAGGUGACAAAAGAAGCCCAGCACCAGAAGAAAUACACCAAACAGCGGAGGAAGGAGGAGUAAUGGAGGAAUCUAUGACUGGCAGCCCAAGCAACAUACAGGAUGGAUUAUCUGGACCAAAUGUGACAGCUGAUGCAGGAAGUCGACAACCAAGUGGUGACAGGCCAUUCCACUGCCCCCAGUGUGGUGUCUCGUUCACCCAGAAGGGAAAUCUACUGCGACACAUCAAGCUGCACACGGGCGAAAAACCCUUCAAAUGCCCCUUCUGUAGCUACGCCUGUCGGAGGCGCGAUGCUCUAACUGGACAUUUGCGCACACAUGCUGUUGGCAAACCACACAAGUGCAACUACUGUGGGCGGAGCUACAAACAGCGCACGUCUCUGGAGGAGCAUAAAGAGCGAUGCCAUAGCUACCUGCAAGGUAUUGGCUUAGAUCCAACUGCCCACACUGGCCCUUACACAGGUGAACUUCCUAAAGAGCCUCGGCCCAUGUCAGAGGCAAACAACAUGGCUACCUUUGACCGGCCGCCCGUUAUUGAGAGGCUGCAUAGCAACGUGGGCAAGAGGAAGAGCACCACGCCUCAGAAGUUUGUGGGUGAGAAGAUAGUUCGCUACAGCUACCCUGACAUGGGAUAUGAAAUGGGCAUUAAGUAUGAAAAGCAGGCUGAACUGAUGCCAGCCCACCUGAUGGAUCAGACCAUCAGCAAUGCUGUUACAUACCUGGGAUCAGACACCCUCCGACCCAUGCUCCACCAUCCAGGUCCGCCUCUUUCUAUGGCCGAGGUGGUGCCCAUUGUCAACCCCAUCUACCACCAUGUCAUGCCCCUAAGCCAGCGACCGGAGCAUCCAGGAAACUGUGACUCGCUGCCACCACAUCCGCCCCAGCCCCAUGACUUCCCCAGCCAUCCCACCUCAAAUGGCCCCACUGCUUUAACCAGGCAGGGCAAGCCACACCAGUCAGGACAUGAGGAAUCUCCCAGCAACAGUGGAGUGGACUCUGCUGACUCAGCACGCAGCAGCCCCCAGGAGAGGCAGGGCUACCAUGGAAGUAACGCCCCUCCUGGCCUCAGGUCUCAUGCAAGUUCAGCAGUGAUCUGCUCUGGCGAGCAGGUGGCGGGAGCUAUCGCGAGAGUCGGGCCGGGAAUGGCAGCCGGGCUAAUGCGCGUGACCCCAGAGAGGCCGCUAAACCAAGAAGGGGUGCGCGUGUUUGGAAGAAAUGGCCAGGAGGUGCGGGCCUUCCAGUGCGAGCACUGUCGGGUGCUCUUCCUAGACCACGUUAUGUAUACCAUCCACAUGGGUUGCCACGGAUACAGGGAGCCACUGGAGUGCAACAUCUGUGGUCACCGCAGCAAGGAUCGCUACGAGUUCUCCUCUCACAUAGUCCGCGGUGAGCACACCUUCCAUUAAGUGGAUAGGUGGGGAACUAAGAGGGAGACGAAGAAGGGAAAGGAGCAAUAGCCUGUUACCAUUCUCAUUCCCACACCUCCAAGACUGCAUAGUUGAAUAGCACUAUACAAGUGUAGCACAAUCAAAGACUUCUUUUUAAGCUACUUGAUGUGAAAACGAACAGUUUAACAAUCAUAUGAAGGUAUGGGCCAAAGACACAUUUUCUAUGUAUUUAAUUAAUAAUUCAAAAUAGAGGAAGGAAGGGAGUCGUGCUUUUUCUCCCAAAAUAUCAGUGUGUUUUGUAUAGAGCAGUUAUCAAAUGAAUAUGAGUAUUUGUUCUUCUUCCAUUCUUCUUUUUAUUCUUACUUGAAAAAGCCUCAUUUCCUCAUCGUUCCUUCACCACCUUGUGGGCUCAGUGUGCUAAAAUGCAAGUUUAUAGGACUGGAAAGGAUAUUAAACGCAGUGAGACCAUUAAAGGCACUCACUGAAACACCACACACACACACACACACACACAGAGCUUAUUGCAUGUAGCAUUGUAUUCCUUUUCUCGUUCCUUGUCUACGACAUCACCGUGAUCAGCGCGAUUUUAUUUCCUACAAAUUCAGUCUAAUAGUAUGGAUUUGUGGUUCUGUGCAAUUUAAUGGCUUUUUGAUAAAGAGGCUAUUUAAAAAAAAAAAAAAAAAUCUAUGAGGAGACGUGUCGGUAAAAGCAGACAAUAAUCCAGUUUCUACAGAUAUGCAGUAUACAUGAAUUCAUUAUGGUAAUCAGAUUGUUUUCAUUAUUAGUGAAUAUUUCUUUCCUAUCAAAGUUGUGACAUUUUAGUGAGAGUCAAGAAAGCCACAGCUACCUCCUAGGAACUACGUCGUAUCAGUCAGAUACUGUGAAAGACUUUAGCACAUUACCUGACAUUAUAUUUUUCUAUGAUAGUAGUUUUUGUUUCCUUUACUUUGGAUUACUUUUACCACAAUUGCUUUUCUGAUGAAGUAAGUAUUCAUGUACUACAAUCACAGAAAAAGAAAACCUCCAAACCUUCUAUUUAUAUUAAGAUUGGAUUAUUCUGUAACACACUUUUUUUUUUAUUCUCUCACAAAAAUGUCACUUGCAUCUGAAUUUGGAUCUUUUGUAGAAUGUGAUGGACACACGUUUUGAAAUUCAUAUACACAAAAUAAGUAAUAUUUUAGGUGAGGUUCACUGAGAGCAAAAGUUUACUUGAAUUGACUUUUUUUUAACUGACAGUACAAUUCAUUUGGCAUUU